AUGUCCGACGAUGAGAUGAAUAUUGACGAGGUGGGAGGUGGUUCCGUCCGUAGACGCGGCAGAGGGUUUCAAAACACGGGUGGAAAUGAGACGAUGACCACCACUGAACCGACCUAUGAUCGCAUAGAGGCUGCAAAAGACUCCGAUACUCGUGCUGCUCGCUCUGUAGAAGGCUGGAUUGUCCUCGUCACCAAUGUUCACGAGGAGGCUACUGAAGAGGAUGUUACCGACAAAUUUGCAGAGUUUGGGGAGAUCAAGAACCUACACUUGAACUUGGACCGAAGGACAGGCUAUGUCAAGGGAUACGCCUUAGUGGAGUAUGAGACGAUGAAUGACGCCCAGAAAGCUAUCGAUGGAGCUUCGGGCUCGCUGUUGUUGGAGCAAACGAUCCAAUGCGACUAUGCUUUUAACGACCACCACCUCACGCAACCAAAAAGCAAAUCGCCAGCCAAGAGCAAAAAGGACGAGGAGGAAGUCCCCGAAAGCGAGCCUGAGGGUGAUGAGCAAGAACAGGAUGAAGAAGAGUACGAGAUAGAGGCUAUCCUCAACCACGAAAAAGGCCGUCUAGAGAAAGGCAAAAUGGCUUUCUUCGUCAGCUGGAAAGGAUAUGGGCGAGAUGAAGACAGCUGGGUCAAUGAGGAGGAUGCUAAUGCCGAGGAGCUAAUUGAGACAUAUUGGAAGGACCAGAAGAACAAGAAAACGUCACUUUCGGCGAAACGCGCAGCUCGUAAAGUAUCUGCGGCGUCAGACAAUUCGGAUGUCGAAAGCGUCUCCGUCAAGAAACGUGGUCGCAAGUCAAACGCAGCCAAGGAGGAAGAGCAAGACCAUCCCUCAAAGAAACCACGUCGCUCAACAAAAAAGAACGAAGAGCCAGAACAACUACCCUCAGAGGAGGAGCUCGGCAAUAUGGAUGAGUAUCGCGAUACGCCUUCGUGGGACCACCUCAUCCAGCGUGUCGACACUGUCGAACGCGCCGACGACAAUAUUUUAUAUGUUUACUUCACUCUCCGGACUGGCCAGCGCAUCCGUGUUGAGUCCAAAAUUUGUCACGAGAAGAUUCCCAAACUUCUUGUUCAAUUCUACGAAUCCAACUUGCGCUGGAGAGAGUCUGACCAAACCGUAUCCUGA
Messenger RNA from Mycena indigotica, 1128 nucleotides. RefSeq lists its product as uncharacterized. Gene Ontology annotation, molecular function: mRNA binding. Gene Ontology annotation, cellular component: exon-exon junction complex; nucleus; cytoplasm. Gene Ontology annotation, biological process: RNA splicing. NCBI's taxonomy places the organism in Eukaryota, Fungi, Basidiomycota, Agaricomycetes, Agaricales, Mycenaceae. The record is from RefSeq and is a predicted model, not a curated record. Bases 1 to 1128 code for a protein of 375 amino acids. The transcript has 11 exons.